Molecule: messenger RNA, 678 nt
Organism: Paramecium tetraurelia
Lineage: Eukaryota; Ciliophora; Oligohymenophorea; Peniculida; Parameciidae
Exons: 2
Source: RefSeq, a predicted model, not a curated record
AUGAAUAAUUUAGUUGGGGGAAUCCAGAAGUAUAAGAUAUCCUAAAUGAACUCUGAGCUCCCAUUCAUUUAGAAUAGAAAAUAAAUAAGAGCCAUAUCUCUACAACAAAUCUUUGAUAAAGUUUAAUCAAAUUGUCUAUAAAUUGAAUUUAAUCCCCAAAACCUCGCUAAUCUUAAACCUGCUCAUAAGAUUUCAUCAAAUCAUUUGAACUAUGAUAAUCAUCCAUAAACUGAAAGAUCGGAUACGAAAUUAAGAUCUCAAUCAAUGACAAAUCGAUUAUAGAGAUCAAAAGGAAGUGAAACAAUACUUUCUUAAGUGGAUUCAAAGAAUACAGGCAAUAAAAAAUACACAUAUGGCUCAAACAACUCAGAUUCUAUUCAAAAAUAAAGAAUUCAUUUAAAAAAAUUUGAUAACAACAAAUAACUCCGUAACGAUAGAAUCACCUCUUUUUUUUAACUCAAAAUGAAUAAAUAAAAUGAUAGUGAUUAAAAAUUUAAUAACUUAAUGCAUUCAACAAAUAAUUUGUUAAGUCAAAUAAGUGAAAGAACCAAUCUUAAAAAAAUACACCUAAAUAAAUAAAAUGAUAUCGAUACUAUUAAUCCUGCUGGUCCAUUACUUAGUUUCAGAUAAUUUGCCAAAUUAUAGGGAUUUAAAUUACCUUCAUUUUUGCAUAUGUGA